This is a messenger RNA of Fusarium tjaetaba, 2259 nucleotides long. Its product is annotated as hydrolase or acyltransferase (alpha beta hydrolase superfamily). The transcript is spliced from 7 exons. Lineage: Eukaryota; Fungi; Ascomycota; Sordariomycetes; Hypocreales; Nectriaceae. The coding region runs from base 1 to 2259 and encodes 752 amino acids. The record is from RefSeq and is a predicted model, not a curated record.
AUGGAAGCUGAAGCAGAGAGAAGUCAUAAAAGGAAGUCCCCUUAUAGUUCAAGACAAAUGCCACCAGCACGACGAAAUCUGUCGCCUUAUGAUGCAUCUCCAUCCUCGUCUCAAGCAGGGCAGCCACGUACAAGGCAAGAUUAUAACCAGAAGACGAAGGAUCAAUUGUUUGAGGCAGAGACAUUCCCUGCUCGAGAUGGUUUCAACAGCCAACAACAGCCGGGAUGUCCUUAUGGCGACGAACCACCCUCAUAUUGCCUGCACGCCUACGAUGCACCAUCGAGCAGUCGACCUAGAAGCAGCCAGAUGCCCACACGUCUCAAUGUCUAUCAGCAGCCUUCAUAUAGCUGCUCGUCCCCUGAAACCAUAGCUUCAAACACACGGUUCCCCUUUGACCAAUCUUCAUUCAAAAACACCGACUUUCGACCGCUCAUCCUUCCCCAGAUUGCUUUUGGAGAAGGAGAGCCCUUCUUACGAGGUUACAGUUCUGAGAUGGACAGAUAUGGAAUCUCAUGCGAUCAAUUCCUUCGAGUGGUGGAUGUGAUUAACGUAGCCCGUACGCCUAACCCUGAGGUAAAAUUAUUCCAAAUGGGUGCUGGCAUUGCUGGGUGGUUCGUACCUGGCGUUGCUAGUAUUGGGCUUCUUGCAGGUCAAGCCGGCGUUGGCGUUGCUACAGCGUUCGGCCAUGCAUCAAUAGUUUCCGAGGCAUUAUCGAAGGCCAACAUGGAGCUAUUUUCGCCCAAUGGACUCAAAAUAUGUAUCAUCACGACCGAAGACCUUAAUACGGAAUUGGGCAUCUCCUCCUAUGGAAUACGAGACAUGCCCUAUAACACGUCACCAGUUGAUAGACUAAGUACUUAUGGACCUCGAAUCGCCUUUGUGAACGAGAUCCUACCAGACAGAUCAGACAUGGAACGACAAGAUCCUCUGGCCAAAGCUGGUCGAGCACUCAACAAAAGGGCAAACAAGAGAAAGGCCCAAGAUGCGCAGGAGAGGCUAGACAAAGGCGAAAAGAAGGACAAGGGAAAACGGCGACUCUUUAAGUCAUAUGAUGACAUUGAGUGGCUUGUGGUAAAGCUGGCACCUCCACUGAACAAUGCUGCCUUCCUUGUCUUCCUGGCAACCCUCCGAUCGUCUUUUGCAUAUGCACUUCCAUCAGAAGUAAACUUACGCCGCCGAGACGAUUCGAAGAAUGUCACCCAGCUGCAGAUCAUCCCAGACGUUGACUUCAACUUCAACGUCAUGGCGACCUUGGCCACAGCUCCUUACCAGGGAGCAGACAUUGGAGAGAUCCUAGUCGCUGCAAGUCAGAUCAAGACGGGAGAUUUCGAAAGCCACUACAAAGCAUACUACGACCUUGCGACUCGUGUUCACGAUCAAGCAAAGGCAAUCGACUGCAAGAAGCAUCCUGUUUCUGCGCGAAAUGCGAUCAUGUCGCUUUGGAAGCAGCAGGCCGACGCCUUCGACAAACCUGGCCGUCGUCCUACUGUCAUCCUGGGUACGGGAUAUGAUGGCUCCAUGGAAGACCUGUAUCAUACCAUGGGUGAGGCUUUGCUGCAACGAGGCAUGAAUGCUAUCGUGUAUGAGGGACCAGGCCAGCCAACUGUCCGUCGGUACCAAGACCUUGGCUUCAUCCCUGAAUGGGAAAGAGCCGUAACACCCAUUGUUGAUUAUGCGCUUUCUCGAGACGAUGUGGACGGCAGCAAGCUUGCGCUAAUGGGGUUCUCGUUUGGGGGAGUCCUUGCGCCUCGUGCCGCAGCCUUUGAGCAUCGUCUAGCAGCAGUGAUUGCCCUCGAUGGGGUCUUCGAUUUCGGUCAAGCAAUGUUCAAACAAUUUGGACCAGAAAUCACCGAGCUAUUCAAAGCUGGCAAGAAGAAGGAGAUUGAUGAAGCGGUCGCUCUGGCGCAGAACAACGCGAGCAUGCCUUCGACUCUGCGAUGGGGUAUCGAUCAGGGAGAGUGGUCAUUCAAGACUCACUCGGCGUACACGUUGCUGGAAAAGUCCCAAGGGUCCACGUUGAAGGGUAUCGUGGAUAAGAUCAAGGCGCCUGUUUUUGUAGGAGAUGGUCAGAAUGAUAUGUUCUUUCCUGGACAGGCGAAGGAGUUGACGAAGCAGCUUGGAAGUCGGGCAACGUAUCAGCUCUUUGAGACGGCUUCGGGGGCUGGACUUCAUUGUCAGGUUGGCGGUUACGUGCUGAUGAAUCAGGUUUCGCUUGAUUGGCUGGAGGAUGUUUUUGCGAAUCAGACCAGGCACAACUGA